This is a messenger RNA of Oncorhynchus keta (chum salmon), 1000 nucleotides long. Its product is annotated as chymotrypsin-like elastase family member 2A. The transcript is spliced from 8 exons. Bases 11 to 922 code for a protein of 303 amino acids. Lineage: Eukaryota; Metazoa; Chordata; Actinopteri; Salmoniformes; Salmonidae. Gene Ontology annotation, biological process: proteolysis. Gene Ontology annotation, molecular function: serine-type endopeptidase activity. The record is from RefSeq and is a predicted model, not a curated record.
GGGCUGACCGAUGAAACAUUUCCCAGAAUCUGUUGAAUUCUUGUCUUACCUGUCAAACGUCAUAUACAGUAGCCUACAGUAUAAAGGCAUCCCUGGUGUGACACAUUUUGAAGAUACAAACAUGAUGAAGUUUGUAGUCCUUGCUUGUCUGGUUGCUGCUGUCUACGGGUGUGGCAUGCCCACCUUCCCUCCUGUGGUGACACGAGUGGUGGGAGGGGAGGACGUCAGGCCCAACAGCUGGCCCUGGCAGAUCUCUCUCCAGUACGACAGAGAUGGUGAGUGGAGACACACCUGCGGUGGAACUCUGAUUUCAAGCGAGUGGGUCCUCACCGCUGCUCACUGCAUCAGUAGCAGGACCUACAGAGUGACCCUGGGAAAGCACAACCUGGCUGAGACUGAGGAGGGUUCUCUGGCUGUUGGUGUUGCCAAAAUCGUCGUCCACGAGAAAUGGAACCCCCUCUUCAUCCGUAAUGACAUUGCCCUUAUCAAACUGGAGACUCCCGUCACCUUCACUGACUCCAUCAUGGCUGCCUGUCUUCCCGAGGCUGGCUUCAUCCUGCCCCACAACGAGUCCUGCUAUGUCACCGGCUGGGGACGCACCGUCACCGGAGGUGCCCUCCCUGACAUUCUGCAGCAGGCCCUCUUGCCUGUCGUUGACCACGCCACCUGCUCCCAGAAAGACUGGUGGGGCUUCCAGGUGAAGGACACCAUGGUGUGUGCUGGAGGAGAUGGCAUUGUGUCCGGAUGCAACGGUGACUCCGGUGGCCCCCUGAACUGCCAAAAUGCUGAUGGCGCCUGGGAGGUCCACGGUAUUGUGAGCUUUGGCUCUGGGCUGAGCUGCAACUUCCGCAAGAAGCCCACUGUCUUCACCCAAGUCAGCUCCUACAUGGACUGGAUCAACACUGCCAUGAUGAGCAACUAAGGCAACAGAGCUACUUUUUGGGAAUCCACUGUCACCGUGUGGAAGGUCUGCUCGUAAAUAAAACAUUGAAAAUAAGAA